This is a messenger RNA of Cuscuta epithymum, 1005 nucleotides long. Lineage: Eukaryota; Viridiplantae; Streptophyta; Magnoliopsida; Solanales; Convolvulaceae. The record is from the annotation of a GenBank genome assembly.
CCGACGGUCCACAUUUCUACUCCCUCACUUUUCUAUCCCCAUAAAUUCCAUCUCCUCAUUUCACAACCCUGUAAUUCAGUGGCCUGCAAUGGAAACACAAAUGAUUUCCUCAGCAUCUUUGCUCGAAGCUCUAGCUUUCACCAAUCCGAGCUAUGGCUUUCUAACGGCGGUUAAAAGCAUCUGGGCUUGGGCCGCCGUCCUGACCGUUUUCAUGGGCCUCUGGAAGAUCAAAUCGUCACCCAAAUCUCCCAAUGGGUCGUUGGAGCUUCCGGAUCCUCCUCGGAAUGUCGCGCUCUCUCCGCCGUGGCCGGUUGCGAGGCUGCCAGCCGAGCCGCCGCCGCCUGGUACCGGUCUCUGUACGGUGGGCUUGACGAAAGGGAAGUUCACGGCGUAUUUUGACGGCGAGGAGGAGAGCGAUGACGGCGGCAUUGAUGACGGCAUUUACACGUGUAAGGGAAAACGAGGGGACGGCGUCGUUUUGGCAAGGGGGUUAGGUGACGAGUGGUACGAGAGUUGGCAGAGGGCAUUGAAAACGAAAACCGGAGGUGCGGGUUGGUACUGUAACCAGGAUUUAACGGUGAUUAACGGCAACGUGGUGAGACUGUGGGGCAGCGGUUGUAGACGGCGGCGCGCCGCCGCAUGCGUCGGCGUAGGAUGCGUUGCUUCGUGGUAACUUAGAGAUGGUAGAGCAAGAAAAAAUAAUGUCGUUGCGUGUUGGUACGGUAACCAGGAUUUAACGGUUAUUAACGGCAACAUUGCCGGAUCAGGAAGGAUUUAAAACAAUUGUACAUAGUAGUAAUAAUAAUUUUGGUGUAAGUUGUAAAAAUAAUAGUUCCAGAGUUUUACUGAUUACGAUUGUUUGUGAGUAAUCAAUUUGCAAGUUAUGUUUGUAAUACUAAGUUAAUUACAAUUAAGUCUUACUGCAACUUUUAACCGUUCCCUUUUAAUUGCAACAGUCCACAUUUCAGAUUUGCCAACAUACAAAUUUGACCAUUAAUAUCUUUC